GCCCCAAAAAACAGGAAAUGACUCGGCACCAGCUUGUAAUCUUUUAGCUAAACAGACAUUUCCUGCUCUACUUGUUUUCUGACUUCUAGCUUCACCAUCUAUCCCAGUCGGAGAUCCCGCCGUACGGUGCAGCUUCCCAUGCGGCCAGCGCCAGCGCAUUAGCUCCUUUGGUGUUGUGGGCAGGACAAACACUGAGGCAUUGGCCACUUCUCCUCAGCCUGUUCGGUCAUCACUUCUUAUUAGAAUAUACUGCCCUAAACGUUAAUGGGUUUACUUGGGUUUAUUUGUUGUUGUUUUUAAAGCUUGCUUAGGUAACUUGCCCCCUGCUGUAGUAACACACACGCUGUGUGCGUGAAAGAGCGGGAGCGAGCGAGAGAGAGAGAGCCAGCGCAGAUGGACAUGGAGCAGUGUGAACCACUGAGCGGGCGAGAGCACCCAUGGAAGGCUGCCACCAUGAAAAGGAGGGCCUGGGCACAGAGCCGAGACUCCUGGCAGGCGCCUGAGUCCCAGGACGACGGGGCUGAGGAGCCAGUGCCCGCUAAGUCCAUGGAAGAGAAGCCCUCCGCUGCCGAAGAGCCAGGUCGGUUACCCAACAAAAUAGCAAGCUGGCUCCAGGACUGCAGGACUCCCCUGGGGGCUUCUCUGGAUGAACAGAGUGGAACACCAACCAAGGGAGUUUCAAAGAAUGGCUGCAGCUUUGAAGACGACCUGUCCUUGGGAGCUGAGGCCAACCACCUCCAGCCCAACGGCACCAAAGCUGAGGUCCCAUGCUAUGGGGUGCCAGCCGAGGAGAAGCGCACUCAGUUCAAGCAGAAAGGAAGGAGCAUGAACUCCACGGGCUCCGGCAAGAGCAACACCACAGUGUCCAGUGGGCUGUCUUCUCUCAGCGUGUCGGAGCUGCUGGACCUGUACGAGGAGGACCCCGAGGAGAUACUCUACAACCUGGGCUUCGGCCGUGAGGAGCCCAACAUGUCCUCCAAGGUGCCCUCGCGUUUUUUCAACGGCUCAUCCAGCGCCCGUGGCAUUGACAUUAAGGUCUACCUGAGCGCCCAGCUGCAGCGCAUGGAGCUGGAGAACCCCAACUACGCCCUGACAAGUCGUUUCCGGCAGAUCGAGGUGCUGACCACGGUGGCCAAUGCCUUCUCGUCACUCUACUCGCAGGUGUCGGGCCUGCCCGUGCAGAAGAUCGGCAACACCGUCGAGCCCGAGGCCGAGGCCAAGGAGCCGCCGCCUCUCAACCGCACCAACUCCACCCUCAACGCCGUCAAGAUGCUGAAGAGGAGCCUCACGCGCCACAGCCUGCUCACCAGCUCGGCUGAGGGGUCUGAGGGUGUUGCCGCGGUGACGAAUUCUGACCCCAGCAGCCCGGGGCUCGGGGGCACCGCAGCCGAAGAGCACACGAGCCCCACAGAGGUCAAGCCACCGAAGGCAUACAGGAAGAAGGACUCGCCCUCGCUGGCGACGGUGGCCGAGGAGGCCCUGCACGGGAGCACGGAAAGCUCGAGCAACGGAGAAGCCCCCGACCCCGCCGUCGCCACCUCCCCACACGUGGGCUCCGUGGACGGGGGGCUGGUGCUGGGCGUUGAGACCCCGGUGCUGGUGAGCAUCAGCGUGGCGUCGGAGGAGAGCGACGGCGGGCUGGCGGGGAGCGAGGUGGAGGAGUUGGGGAGCAAGCGGGACCUCCAGAGGACCAUCACCUCCACGCCGGACAAAGAGCCGUCCAACCUGCUGCCCAACCCACUCCUCGACCACCUCCGCACCUCCCCUCAGGCCCGCGAGUCCUUCGAGAUGGACGAGCUGCAGGAAGACGAGCCUGGCACACGCAGUACUUCUCGAGCUGGCAGUGAACUGCUGAGGACAGCCAGCCAACAGUCUGACAGUAGUGGAUUUGCUGAAGACCCCUCCACUGAUUGCUCAGCUAAUUAUCUAAAGGUGCAGGACAGCUCAGAUAGCUGCGACAGCGAGACCACGGUGACGUCCCACGCAGGUGACCCCACCACCCCUCUGGCCGCCGACACUGCACCCCUGGAGCUGGACGCCCAGGCCGUGCUGGAGACCCACAGCGAGGUGGAGGAGGAGGGAGAGGAGGUGCCCGAGUACAACGUCCACCAGAUCUCCAGCCUGACCGACACUAAAGUCCUCCAGCCAGUCAGUUCCGCGGAUCAGCCUGGUCUUACCACUGCCAACCAGUCUACUACAGAGGCCUUACCUCAGGCAGAGGCUGGGGUCUCGUUAGAACUCUCUUCAUCCAUGGAGGCUCCAUCUACUAAAGAGCUGGGUUCUCCUGCAGAACCGGGUUCUACUGCAGAACAAGAGGUCACUGCUGAUCGGGUGUGUGAGUCAGCACUAGGUUCCACUAAUGACUCAGACUCUGGUCCAGAGGCUCAUUCAACUCCAGGGCAGCCUGCUUCCUCUCCUAGCGAUCCUCCGGAAGCUUCCACCGCUGCCUCGGACAGCGCAGGUGAGGUGAUGGGCGCCAGCGAACGUGGUGCAUCUGAUCAGGUCCACUUGGCCCUGCACCGGGCACAGGAGCGAUCCUCUUCGGUGUGUGAGGACAGCGCUGGCCGGGCGCCGACCCGGGCCCAGGAGCUUCGGAAGGCCCGUCUGGGCCGGAACCCCAUGCUGCGGUCCAGCUCGCUGCCCUGCUCCAUGCUAACCCCUUCACGCGUGGUCUCCUCGCUCCGCAUCCAGCUGGGCCACGGCUCGAUCCGGCAACACACCCCAACUUCCUUCGCCUAUCACUAUACUCCAGACCCGGAGGGGGCGCUAGAGGAAGGCCACAAUGAGGAGGACGAGGAAGAGGUUGAGGAUGAGGAAGGGCAGCCCAGCUGCCGAACCACUCUCAUCAUAAACUCUCCUGCUGGUGACAGGAGCUCCGGUUCCGCCGCGAAGGACGGGCCGUUCUCACGGAUCCCCCCGUACCCGCUGACCCCGCCCAGGCACCUGGCCCUCUCCAACACCUCCCUCUACAGCGCCCCCCACGACUGGCCGCACCGGCCGCUCAGUGAGGCUGGCGGCUGGAGCAGCGUGCCUAACCUGACCCUGAACCAGCCUCAUCCCCACUCCCCCACGCACCAUCACGCCCUCCCCCACCACCAGCUCCUCCAGUUCCACUCCCCAUACCCCACAGGGCCGGUCGGCUCGCCCUACAACAGCCUCCACUCCUCCGUCAGCGGUGCCUUCCCCCAGCCCAUGGGCAGCUCCUUCACGCCCUCCACGACUCCCUUCUUCACCCCGCCUCAGAGUGCCUUCUUCACGCCACCGCAGAGUGCCAGCAUGCUCAACAGUGCCCCCUAUGGUCAAGGGCAUGGCAUUUCGCCUUACAGCUCCCCCUACCAUCCCCAGUACCCUCAGCAGCAGCAGCCUGAUAGUCGCUACAGUUCUCCAGUCCCUCCCUACAGUCCCCUCGUCCACCCUCACAGCGCCCCCUACAGUCUGCCCAGCAGCAUGCCAACACCUAGUCGCCUCGGACAGCCCUACAACACACAGUACUCUGGGCCUCCGUGUUUUCCCUUCCCCCAGGAGCCAGCACCCCUGCCAGCCCCCUCCACCACUGAGAUGCAGCUCAGGAGGGUCCUGCAUGAGAUCAGAGGAACCGUGCACAGCCUGGCCCAGGGCUCUUCCCCACGUCCUGAAGACCCUCUCACCAAUGCCUUCAGUCCACAUAGGUCUGUCCAGACGCUCUAUGAGGAUCUGCAGCUUAGGAAGAGGAGUCUAAGUGUGUUCCGUACGCAGAUGAUGGACCUGGAGCUGGCAUUGAUGAGACAGCAGUCUCAAGUUUACCAGCACCUAAGUCAAGAGGAGAGGCUAGAGGCAGGGCAGCUGCAGGGUCUGCGCGGUGCAGUCAGGCAGGAGCUGCAGGACCUGGAGCUGCAGGUGGAGGAUCGUCUCCUCACUCUCAACGAGCAGCUCCGCGCCGCUCAGCAUCCUGGCCUCUACCGCCACCCUAUGGCCAUGCACAGAGGUCAGAGUCUGGACAGCCUGUCCAACUCUUCAGCCCUGGAGCCGUUGUCUGACCUCCUGAGGGAGCAGCUGUACCUGCAGUCUGAGCUGGGCUACGAGGGGGGGCUCAGCUGCGCCACCACCCCCAUGUCGGGGCGCUCCUCGGGCACCGCCAGCCCCUCGAGGAGCAGCAGGGCCUCCGGACCCUCGUCACCCCAGAGGGGAGGCCUCUACCGGGCCACAGUCUGCCUCACCCCGGCCCCUCCUCCACGGCCCGGGGUGGAGGCUUCGCAGCCACUGGCCCCGGAGAGGGAAGACGGGCCAUCCGUGACGAUGGAGGGGGAUGAAGGAGAUGGGAUGGAGAGAUGCUCCAUCACAGGGAUGCAGGGGAGCCAGGCAGCUAUUAAACCCCACCUUCUGGAGGAGAGAGGAUGGGAAGGGGGAGCAGCAGGAGGAAGAGGAGGAAGAGUAGGAUCCGAGAGAGGAGCAGAAAACCCGCACAUGCAACAGCUGAUCAAAGAGAUCAAAGACAGCAUUGCCGACGAAAUCCGGCAAGAGAUCCUGAGCGAGCUCCUCGCCGCUGUGUCUCCCAGAAGAGCUGUGGUGGUGUCGAGGGAGCAGCCAUGAGCCGUGAGCGGACUGGGGGAUUUGUGAGAGAGCUGAAGAGGAGGAGAAAACAAAAAGGAAAA
Messenger RNA from Clupea harengus (Atlantic herring), 4631 nucleotides. RefSeq names its product ITPR interacting domain containing 2 (gene itprid2). NCBI's taxonomy places the organism in Eukaryota, Metazoa, Chordata, Actinopteri, Clupeiformes, Clupeidae. The record is from RefSeq and is a predicted model, not a curated record. Gene Ontology annotation, molecular function: signaling receptor binding.